AUGGCUAGCCUUGCCCGCGAUGCCGCAGCUUUCCAGACCGCUCUCAAACGACAGGACUACGCCUCAUGGCGGUCCCAGCCUCCACCUCUGCAGCCUGGCAGCUCGUCGUCUGCAGCCGACGCCGAUGGUGACUCGAAAAAGAAGAAGCGGCCAAAAUCAAAUGUUGUCUACUCCCAGCCCGCAGACACCGGCACAGGCACAAAUGUCAACACCCAACUCGUAUACCUCGUCAACCAUCUCAAGGCCACAGGCAACCCCAUGCGCCUCCAGGACCUCGCUAUCUUCACCAACACCCCAGUCGACACAGACAAGGUGCUCUUGGAGAAAUUCAAGGCUCAUGACCGAGUCAUCCAUGAUCCCAAGACUGAUCUGUAUUCCUACCGGCAUGACUUCAACGUGCGCAACAAGGCCGCCUUGUUGACCGAGAUCCAACGUCAGACCCGCAAGGGUGGCGGCUUGUCUGUGCGCACUCUCAAGGAGAGCUGGAAGGAGGCGCCACAGGCGAUCGAGGAGCUCGAGAAGGAGGGUGAGGUCUAUGUCACGCGGACGUUGAAGGACGGCCAGAUGCGUAUGGUCUUUUGGAACGAGGUCAAGCCAAAUGAGGAGCAGGGCGGUAUGGCCGUCGAGAAAGAGUUCCAUGACCUGUGGCAUGGACUCGAGGUGCCAAACGACGUCGACCUCCUCAAGGCCCUCGCAUCCGAGGGUCUCCAAGCCACCGCUUCUGCCGCCCCCGUACCGAGGGCUGGUGGGCAGAAAAAGAAGGGCAAGAAGGCUGCCCCUCGACAGCGGCCGGCUCGGAUUACGAAUACCCAUCUGAAAGGCAUCGUCGACCUGUCGCGCGACUAUGUUGCCCCUGGUGCGACGCCGAAGUAGGGUAGUGUUUUAUCUCGGACAUUACAUGCGGGCAUGCCUUGUACAUCAUGUAUACUUGACUCAUGGUUUGUGCAAUGAAGACCAGCCCUUCGUACGGAAGUGCCGUAGGUGUCGCGUACAUUGGUCUUACUGCCAGUGAGAGGAAUGUUAGAUUAAG
Molecule: messenger RNA, 1030 nt
Organism: Dichomitus squalens LYAD-421 SS1
Lineage: Eukaryota; Fungi; Basidiomycota; Agaricomycetes; Polyporales; Polyporaceae
Product: transcription initiation factor IIE subunit beta
Exons: 4
Coding region: 1-873 (290 amino acids)
Biological process (GO): transcription initiation at RNA polymerase II promoter
Cellular component (GO): transcription factor TFIIE complex
Source: RefSeq, a predicted model, not a curated record